Messenger RNA from Ceratosolen solmsi marchali, 2755 nucleotides. RefSeq lists its product as uncharacterized. The record is from RefSeq and is a predicted model, not a curated record. Lineage: Eukaryota; Metazoa; Arthropoda; Insecta; Hymenoptera; Agaonidae. Bases 508 to 2235 code for a protein of 575 amino acids. The transcript is spliced from 11 exons. Gene Ontology annotation, cellular component: plasma membrane; cytoplasm.
GGAUUUGUCAAUUUAAUAUUGUAUUUCUUCUUUUCCUAAUAUAGAAAACCCAACGAGUUUUUAUAACGUUAUGCAGUUACCCUCUCUUUAUAAUUGUGCUUAAUAUUUUGCGAAUGUUGUGUGGGUUUCUACAAACUAUUACAUAAUACAUUAUCGAGAUUGUGCUGCAAAGUAAAUAGAAACUAGAUUAUGUGUUAUCGGAAUAAAGCGCACCAUUUUAGUCCAAAUAUACAAACAAAAUUACUUAACUUGCAUAGUGAAUAUUGUUUGUGUUGGGAAAUAUUCCCUACCAUUGGAGCAGCUGUUGCUAUAAUAAUUUUAUCAACCGAAAAAAGACUAUAAAUGUCAGCAAACAAUGAAUUUAAAUCGGUUGCAUAUUACAUGCUCUCGAUGCAAAUACCAUUUCAGCCAAAGAGGCUACGAUCUUUUAUAAAAUGAUAUUAGACUUUGAGCAGCGGAAGACUGGAAGAAAACUGAAAUACUACAUAGAUUUUCUUUAUUAUCAAAAUGCUACAAGCCGUUAGAUUGUUAACAGAAAUGGCAAGAACGUCGGAUGAUAGAUCUCGUGGAGACGGUGGAUCCAACUCUGAUGCUCAAGCUGUCUCAUCCGCUAACGAAGCUGGUGGUGGUGCUCCGGUGCUUUUUCGAGAGAUCCAUAAGAACGGCUGGCUUCGACGCACCGACACAGGCCACAAACCCGACAAGGACACGUUACGGUGCUGGGUGGCAUUUUGCGUUCACGACGAUGCCGAGCCCCGCUUCGAGGGUUUCCUCGACCAGAAGCAAGCCAGUUCCCACGUCCCAUUAUGGAGCCAAUCAUUGAGGAACGCCUUGCACCUCUCGCCAACGCUCUGCGCCACCUCCAAGAACGACUACGAGUUCUGCGUGAACUUCAGCGACGAUCGAAUAUUGCGUCUCGCUGCACCGACUUAUCAAGCUAUGCUCGAUUGGGUGCAGGUCGUCACGAGGAAGCUCACCGACAUGAAGGUCCUCCGACCCAAGGAAAACCUGUACUCGAAGGGCCCCGAAAGGAUAGCCACGAGAGAUCCCACGAGUCCACUGCCACCACCACCAAACCUGGGAGCCUUGAACGCGCGAGCAGCUUCGAGCUCGUCGUCGCCAUCGACUUCUAGUGCACCAACCGUCUUCACCUUCGAUGACAUGGCCACGGAGGAAAGAAGGACGAGCACGAGACUGCCGACGCGCUCAGCCCCACCGGUACCACCUAGUCCUCGAUUACCGAGCAGCGCAGCGUCGACAUCGACAACGGCACCGGCUAGUAAUGCCAGUACCGAUGGCAAUUCUAGCUACGAGAGUGUUUUUCUUGCAUCGUCGACUUAUCCGCAGAACGUAGAAUCUGCGAGGGCGAGCAACGCAUCUACCAGCAGAUCGCAGAGUUCGAGCGACGAGGGCGAGCAGUACGCCGUUCUCAUCCAAUGCCGUAGCACGGAUACCGCCAUUACCGCCAUUACCGCGAGUACCGCCAGUACCGCCAGUAUCGCCAGCACGGCCAGCACGGCCAGCACCGCUAGCACCGCUAGCACCAACAGCAUAGCUAGCGGUAGUCAAGUCCGUCAAGCGCGGACCCAGUUAACUUUGCGGGAGCAUCAGGUGCUACAGCUACGCAAGGAGAUGAGUCAUCCGGCUGGUGUGCGACUCAAGUUGGGCAGGCGGGAUUGCAAGGACGGGAUCGCUUUCGUCGACUGCUUCGGCGCUGUCUGGAUAGGAGGGUGGAAGCAGAAGGAGCAUCCUUUACUCUACAAUGUAUUACACAUUGGAGAUUUAGUAUUAAGCAUAGCCGGAAUUUCAUUAAAUGGCGCAAGUUCAGUCAGAGAUAUAUUAAAAAAUUAUACAUAUCCUCGUGUGGAAAUGAUAGUUAGAAGAUUACCGCACGGACGCGUCACGACCCUGACCCGUCGAACAGAAUCCGAAAAUUUUGGUCUCGAGGUCGGCCCCGCAAACGAAAUCCUUUCCGUCUCGACGAGUGCCCAGAUUCUCGGGCUCUCAGCCUUUGCGAAUCCUGCGGAUCCGAGCACAGACGUCGGCACGACGGUCAACUGGAUGCUGACGGAAGUUAAUAACCGUCCAGUGAAUAUUUACGAGGGAUGCGCGCGCGAACGCAUGAACGCCCGGGGACGUGACGUGUCUGUUGUCCUGCAGCCGUCGGAUCUCAUUACUGCUAUUAAGAAGAAACUACGUACCGUCCGCAGCUACAAGAGCUACAUCCUACAGUGAGCCAGACUCCAGUCUCGGCUCAGCAAAUCAAAUCCCCGAAAAUGUAUAUUUCAUAUGUAGAAAAGUGUUUGUUCAUCCUAUUGUAUAUUAACACCAAAAAUUAUAUCAAAGAACAUUGAUAAUGUAAGUGAGAGCUGGUAAAAUAGUUGGAGAAACUUCUUCGAGCGAAAUUUUGUGUUUUAUGAUAUUUUCUGAUUGUAGUGAAAAUUUAUUUAAAUUUUUGUAAUUCACUGUUUUGUGUUAAAUUAUUGCGAGAGAAUACGCGAUAAAAUAUGUAGAACGAAUAAUUAGUCAACUAAAUUAAUAUCAACUUAUGUACUGUAAUUACACAUAAAUUUUAGUAUUAUUUACAAAAUUUGUCCCUUACAUAAGACGAGAAUGUUUUUGUAAGUUACAUAUAAGUAUUCUACAGAAACUUGCGUGAAAGGAAGGAAAAUAUGUUAUAUUAUUAAAUCACUGUAUUUUUGUUCCUUCAAGAAAUUAACGCUGUCAAACAUUGAUAAUUAAAUUAACAUUUGCA